CUAACUUUUUUUCUUGCUUUGUGCAGGACUUUGUUUCUGGGUAAAGAAUGCAGACUAUAAAGUGUGUAGUUGUUGGAGAUGGUGCUGUGGGAAAAACUUGUCUUCUCAUCAGCUAUACCACCAAUGCCUUCCCAGAAGAGUACAUCCCUACUGUGUUUGACAACUACAGUGCCCAAAUGACUGUUGAUGGCCGGACAGUUAGCCUGAAUCUCUGGGACACUGCAGGCCAGGAGGAAUAUGACCGCCUGCGUACGCUCUCGUAUCCUCAAACCAAUGUAUUCGUCAUCUGUUUCUCCAUCGGUAGCCCCUCUUCCUAUGCAAAUGUGAGGCACAAAUGGCAUCCUGAAGUUUCUCACCACUGUCCAAAUGUUCCCAUUCUUUUAGUGGGCACGAAGAGAGACUUGAGAAAUGACCUGGAAACAGUUAAAAAGUUGAAAGAGCAAAGCUUGGCUCCUACUACCCCACAGCAGGGGACUUCACUGGCUAAGCAAAUCGGAGCAGUCAAAUAUUUGGAGUGCUCAGCGCUGAAUCAGGAGGGUGUUCGGGAGGUGUUUGCUGAAGCUGUGCGUGCAGUUCUGUAUCCUGUGACAAAGAAGAACACAAGAAAAUGUGUCUUAUUGUAGUUACCUCGGGUGAUGGAUGUUUGAAGUUGAAUAUUGAUUAGAAUCUUGGAGGGCUCUUUAAUGAGUUAAAUUGAAGAUUUGCAUCUUGCACUAACAGCUCUAAGCAGAAAUGGUUUAUGCGACGAAUAUUCUUCAGUCUUAUUGCUUCAGGGAAACUGAAACAGAAGUGGUUUUUUUCCAACUGAGAGGUCAAAUACCUACUUUAUUUCUAAAGUUCCAGUCUCCAGCUUCUCCAGGGAUCACUUGGCUUCUGUCCUUAUUUAGUGGAGGAAAAUAAAAGAAGGGACUUCUUUGAAGCCAGACUUCUUUACUAGGUAGCCAUCAGUUACUAGAUUUGCUGAAAAGCACAAAUUCUGAUAACUUUGCUUUAAGCAUAGCUGCUGCUUUUCCCAGCCGUUAUUUACUGAUUGAAUUUUUUUACAAACAGAAGUCUGGCUGUCCAGUUGUUUUACUUUGUCAAUUUAAAGCUUGAAAACAGUUUGUUUACAUGCAAAAAUGCCUGAAAUAUUACUGAGAUUCACCUUAUAGUGAACUAUGAUCGUUUAUAUGAAGUUAGCAUAAGGCAUGUUUAAUGCAAUGAGCAAGACCCAGGGAACACCUGCAAUGAUUUUAUUAAUAGAAGCAGCAGCUGAUUCCUCCUAAUGUAAGGAACUUAGGAUAAUGAUGAAUCACUCAAAUGAGUGAUUUUCAUGCUUUUGAAUUGGAGAGGUGGAAGAGGAGUUUAGAUGCAAGUCUUCCAUAAUCAUCUAAAGUGAGUUUUUAUUUCACUCUCCAAAGAGACUUUGCACCCUGAGAAUGAAGUUAACAGUUACCUUCUUGGACUGACUGAGAUAGUUGGGAUGACACUUCUCAAAAUGAGAUUUUUGGUGAGAUCCCUUUGAUGAAUCCCAGAGACUUGAUAGCAGCCUGUUUGCUCUCGAGGAAUUAAUUGCUUCACUUCUUAAUGUUCUUGGGGCCACCACCUGAGAUUUUUGCGGCAAAUUCCUUUGUUGUUUUUCUGGGAGAACACUGACAGAAAAUUUGGAGGUUCUAUUUACAGGAACCAGGAACCGUCACUUCUUCCUGGCAACUCACUGAUGGUUUCAGUUAAAUUUGUAACUGUUAGCCAGUCACUGGAUAGGUUUACCUGGGCAGUUUUCUCCUCUCUACUAGGUGAUCAGUUAUUGUAAACUCUUUUAACUGAAGUUCUAUUUAUGUACUUUUUAACUUUCUUUAGCAGCUCUAGUGAGUGGCAGCUGGCUUUUAUUUUCAGGAUGUGCACUGUUCUUUAUGUGUGAUUUCGGGACCAGCUGAGGAGUGAGUGCAUGAAACCUUCCUUAGACUUAACCUUACAGCUUGGUGGUAUGAAAGCAGCAUGCUUCAAAGAUACUUUGUGUGAAACCAAUGGUGCUGGACUAGGCUUUGUUGUCUGAAGCUGACAGUGCUGUCUUUGUCCAGAUGCAGCCUCAAUUGGUAAUUCAGAACUUGCUUUCUUGUGAUUCCCACACAUGCAAAACUGCACUGGUGUAUACCCUGGGCAGAAAAAAAGCCUCAUUUUAGCAAGAUAACAGAAAAUGCAUCAACAAGAUUAUUAGGGAUCUUGUGUUAAUUUGACCUUGCUUUAUGUGACACGGGCAAAAAUAGCAGGUGGAUAGAAACAUUCGUAUUUGUGCCCUAGUUCCUCUCUUUGAAGAGGAUGUGCCUUUCUUCAGCUGGUGUAACUGAUGGUGACACUAACUGCAAUUUUUGUAUGUCUGAGGUAUGCUCGUACUGGUACUGCUUUAGCAAACUGCAACCCAUAGAUGAUAAACUGCAGCUAAUCCAAAUACUGGUAUGUGUGGCUAGUGAACCAACGCCGAGUUCCAAACAUUGCCUGAUCGCAGGCAAUACCAAAACACCCGUUAUGCAUGAUUUUUGCAGAAGCCUAGAGAGGCUGCAUAUUUUUCUUCACCAAGUGCCAUUGCCUGGAGUGUCUUUACGUCUUUUGCACUCGUAGAAGUGCUGUUCCAGACAUGGCUCCUACCACGGUGCCCUGCAGGCUGUGAGGGCGUAGGAGUAUUUCAGUGAGGUAACCUCUACUCAUCACGUUCUGCCUUUACUUUAGUAGUAGGCCUUUAGUGUGAGCUUGACUUGCAGGCAGCAAUUAGCUCUGUGCCUUGUAAUUCAAGAUUAUUUUCUGUAGGUAAAUUUCAGUAACCGAGUAAAUAGAGUUUAUCAUGUUUAGAAUGUAUUUAUUUAAGCCAGUGCACAUGUGUUUUUUUUUUUUUAAAGCUGGUCAGGCCUAAAUCAACUGUCUAGUUACCCUGGUGCAAGCCCAUAACCUUUGCUUCACUCAGAGAUAUACUUUAAAAAUUUUGUGAUAUGUUUGAACUGCUCUUAAAUAGACUUAAUUUCAACAACAGGCACCUCUUUUUUUUUUUUGCUACAUAUAUUUGCAAUUUUGUACUGAAGCUACUACUGUUUUAAAAAGUUUUUACUUUUUUACAUACUGAAAUCUUUUAGUUCUGCAUCUUUUGUGGUUAUUCCUAACUGGAUUACAGUAAUUUUGUGGAGGAGAAAUCCUGUGAGCAAGUAUUAUUGCACACACACCCCUGUUUCUGUAGGCUCACAGAGCAGCCAUCCUGGCGUUAACUGGAAGAGAGUAUGGUGAGAUAAAAUUCAUCUACUUAAUCAAUUUAUUUGAAUUGAUUACAUUAUUGAUUACAUUCUUCUAGAACACUUUAUCCCCAUCUAGAUUACUUAAUAAAUGGAUUGCACAACAGUACUGAGGAGAAUAACACAAUAGUGAUGAAAAUGAGCAGAAAGUGAACUUUGAACACCAUCAAAAACUUUUUACUGACUUUGGAGUACCUCAUUAAUAGUCAUUUAGAUGCCUUGUAUUUCUGUCACUUUCCACCAGGAGCAAAAGUCCUGACAGCUGGUUUCCUUCACCCUCUGUUUUUCAUGAGAAUGAGCUUCAGGAGUGCGUGGAUCCAAUGAGCUUUUCCAUUCAGUGGCAUUCUCAGUUUGUGAUCUUCCUUCCUUCCCUGCUCUGCACUCCCCCCUCCCUUACAGUUCUUGGUGCAUUUUAUUCUAAGUAGUCCAGUGCUUCAGUCUACAAUCCAUUGCGUUCCUCCCACUUGUUUUUUUUCCUGUGGGCAGGUAACAAAUACAGACUUCACACAAUCCCAUGGCUGGAUUUUGUCUGUUUUCAGGAGAUCAGAAAACCCUGGUUAAGCUGUACGGGUUUCCCGAACUGUUCAAGAUUCCUCAGUGUGUUACUGAAUAGAAACACAGUGUGUACGUCUUAAUUCACAGAAGAGACUUUCUAUGAAGAGACCGAUUUUAAUCUUUCAGUUUGUGAAUUAUUUCUGAAAUACUUAAGUGAUUUUUUUUAAAUAUAGCUGAAGCCAUCCACAGGGAGCUGAGCAGUUCAGGAAUUCUGUGUCCAAAGGAUGUUAUGAGGUGCGCUUAGAUGUGUAAGUGCUUUCUCCAGUUUACAGCUGUAGCUAUUUCUAUGAAAUUUAAACUAGAAGAGCCUCACCGUGCUUUGUCUCUGAGUGCUAAACCUUGCUCUGUAGAAACCUCGGUGCUGCUUGGGCUGACCCCGAGAAGAGGAUGGAUCACAUGGGGGUCCCAACCCCCCGGGGUGGGCUGCAGGGAGCGCCCAUCAGCAGUGGGAGCCCAAGACUCUUAAGUGUGGUACUGAUACAAACACUGGCAACUUGAUUUUAUACUAUAAAAGAAUUUGUAUUACAGUUAACAGUUUUAAAGGUGGGUUUUUUGUUGUUUUUUUAAAUUAUGCGGAAUUAAGUUGUAAUAAACCUUUCCUCAUCUCUCUGGCUCUCGUAUUAACUCACCCUGCUGUUUGUAACGCACCUGUUCUAAACGUAGUUCUUUCCUGUGGAAAGCCAGACCCCGUUUCUUAAAUGCAAUAAACGAUUUUUCGGUGAA
This is a messenger RNA of Aptenodytes forsteri (emperor penguin), 4535 nucleotides long. Its product is annotated as rho-related GTP-binding protein RhoG. Gene Ontology annotation, molecular function: protein kinase binding; GTP binding; GTPase activity. The record is from RefSeq and is a predicted model, not a curated record. The coding region runs from base 48 to 623 and encodes 191 amino acids. The transcript has a single exon. Gene Ontology annotation, cellular component: cytoplasmic vesicle; plasma membrane; cell cortex. Gene Ontology annotation, biological process: regulation of cell shape; actin filament organization; regulation of actin cytoskeleton organization. Lineage: Eukaryota; Metazoa; Chordata; Aves; Sphenisciformes; Spheniscidae.